Messenger RNA from Staurois parvus, 328 nucleotides. The record is from the annotation of a GenBank genome assembly. Lineage: Eukaryota; Metazoa; Chordata; Amphibia; Anura; Ranidae.
AGACAGCAGCAAUGGGAGGCCGUACAGGGACCCAUGACACACUGUGGACCCAGCAGCAGCGUGACGAGGCGGUACGGGGGCCCAUGGCAGACACUGUGGACCCAGCAGCAGCGUGACGAGGCGGUACGGGGGCCCAUGGCAGAUUUGGGGCCUGGCAGCACCUAUGGGAGGCCUGUAAUCUGCCAGCAACCUAUGACAAAAUGGAAACCAGCAGGAGUGUGAGGAGACCUGAAAGUGGCACAUGGCAGAGUGUGGCGAUGGAGACAGCAGCAAUGGGAGGCGGUACAGGGACCCAUGACACACUGUGGACCAGCAGCAGCAGCGUGAC